Trichobilharzia szidati is the source of this 2427-nucleotide messenger RNA. The record is from the annotation of a GenBank genome assembly. NCBI's taxonomy places the organism in Eukaryota, Metazoa, Platyhelminthes, Trematoda, Strigeidida, Schistosomatidae.
GAGUGACCUGAGGUAAACGCGCUGCAUAGGAAUAUCUCGGUUGUUUACAGUAGUAGCUCGUAUAAAAUGAGCAGGAUUAUUACUUUCUAGAAUGAGAAUAUGGAUGCAAAUGGUUAUCCCGUUAUGAAUUAAAGAAGACGACAAAAAAGAGAUAUGACUAAUUCUUCUGAUCAUUCAUUUAUAUUAAUUAUACAUCGUUUACAAAAGAAAAUGGAUUCAUCGUUUAAUUUUUAUAUUGGUCUUUCACUUGCCUUAUUGUCAACAAUAUUUAUUGGAACUAGUUUUAUAUUUAAAAAACUUGCACUACGUCGUGCUUCUAGAAAUGGUUCUAGAGCUGGUGAUGGUUCAUUAACUUAUCUACGUGAAUGGAUGUGGUGGAUGGGUUUUAUCCUAAUGGGAAUUGGAGAAUUUGCUAAUUUUGUUGCUUAUGCAUUUGCUCCAGCUAUUCUUGUCACACCAUUGGGUGCUCUGUCUGUACUUGUCAGUACACUGUUAAGUGUACGUUAUUUAAAUGAACAUUUAAAUUGUAUCAGUGGAAUUGGUUGUUGUAUUUGCCUGUUGGGAUCAACAUUAGUUGUUCUACAUGCACCUAAAGAACAAAAUUUAACAUCAUUACAAGAAAUGUUGACAAGAGCUACAUAUCCAUCUUUUAUUGUCUACGGUGUAUUUGUUAUUAUUUUAUCUGCUAUAUUGAUUUUUAUUCUUGGUCCACGUUAUGGUAAAACAAAUCCAAUUGUAUUCACUCUGAUCAGUGGAAGUAUCGGUUCAUUGUCAGUUAUUGCUUGUAAAGGUGUUGGUGUUGGAUUAAAGGAUGCUUUCACUACUGGCAUACUACCGAUUCUAUCCUUCUGGUUCUUUUGGUUUCUUAUCAUUUGGUUAAUUUGUGCAAUUACAAUACAAAUGUAUUAUUUAAAUCGUGCGCUUGACCUGUUCAACACAGGAGUGAUUACACCUUUACUGUAUGUAUUUUUCACUGGUUUUGUCAUCAUUGCAUCGGCUAUCUUAUUCCGUGAAUUAAAUGUCUUAGAUUAUAUGGAUUAUAUUGGUUUAAUACUUGGCCUGUUGUGUACUGUUCUUGGCAUCUUUAUGAUAACUGUACUCAAGGAUUUAAGUUUAACAUGGACAAGUCUUCGAACAAUUCUAUCUGGUGGAAAAUAUUCACCCUGUUAUUCCUCAGCAUCAAAUGGUUCAGUUGUCAAUGGACAUGCUAAACAGUGUCAUCGGCGUCGACGUGCUGCUGCUGCUGCUGGGAGUAUACUACAGCGGAAAUCAAACAUUGUCAAGAAAACAACAAAAUCACUUCAUUGUAGACAUUUAUCAAUCGAUAAACUGAGUGCUGAAAAACUCAUCUCUUCUAAUCAUUAUUCAGAUUCUGAACAAGCUGAUAGUGAAGUACUAUUACUCCCAACAAUCAAUGACAAUAAUAAUAACAAUCAUUCUUCUCAUGCAUUAUCAGAAUCAGAUACAUCAGUGUCAAGACUACGCACACCGCAUGACUCACCUCGUUCGUACACCCCAAUGAAUAAUAAUGGUGCAUCCAACGGCACAACUGCUAUUGCUUCUAGUACUACCACUAUGAAUACUAUUUCUACUACCGCUUCUACAAUCGCUAAAUAUCCUACCACAAGAAAUAUAAUAAUAGUGGUAGUAAUAGUUUAAGACAAUCGAAACAAGAUUUAUUAAAUGUUUAAUUUUGUCCAAUAGGCGUUUAAAUCGCGUAGAGGCGCGUAAUUCAAAUUUCAAGGUCGUACACACGUUGUGUGCAGGUGUAUCGCAUUUUUGUUUUUUUUCUUUCUUUCAAAGCCAUGAUCUUGCCUUUCAAAUUGUUUGUUUUUGAAUAUUUAAACGUGUACACAUUGGUCAAAAAUGAGUUUGUUUUUAAUUAUCUGUGAUCUUGUUCAAUGUGUCAAUGUGUUUAAGUGUGCUAAAAGGCGAGAGGAAGAGAGAUUAGUCACAAUAUCAAUUGUAUCAUGACCACUGUUGUUGUUCUUCUUCUUGUAUACAUAUAUAGAAUAAACAAUUACUGUAUUCAUAAUUCGCAUCUUAGUUUUGUUAUUAUUACUAUUAUUAUUAUUAUUAAUUGUACUCAUACUAAUGUUGUCCUCAUGUAUGAUGUAUUUUUGUAAUCCCACUGGUUAAUGAGAGAGAGGGAGGGAGAAAGAGUAGUGUCUUGUCGAUCCAGAUGAAUGACUGGCUAUGACUACUUUGACUUUGUCUCAGUUGUUUUUUAAUCAAACUAAGGCUGUUAAUGUGUGUGUGUCUGUUCUUGCAUCUCUCUGUCUGUCUGUCUAUCUAUCUUUGUAUUGAUUACUUCUCACUAAAUAAGAGAGAGAAGAAAAGAGGUCAAUAAGUGUGCACUGUGUAUUUUAAGUUGACUUAUUCGAUUGUUUGUUGCUUGUGUUUAUCGCAUAGAAAAGAACAUAUAUA